CACGGCUCGGCAGGGCAGGGCCCCCCCCGGCGCCCCCCGCACCCUCCCGCGCUGUAAGGAGGGCGCUCCGGCUCCUGCCCCCGGCGGCGCUGUCCGCGGUCGUGCGCGAGCUGCCUUUUUUGCAAGGGGCUGAAUUUUUUCAACCCAUGUGUGUCGCCUGUCAAGAAUUUUCACGUGACUCUCGGAAACCUGCUGCAAAGUCUUCCCUAUUUGCUAUCCAACCCCGUUUUCUUCUCCCUUUAGCAGGUUGAAGUUCAUGAGUUCGCCCAGCCUCAGUGAUCUGGGCAAGAGAGAGCAGGCAGCCUUGGAUGAGCGGGGGACCCAGCAGCGCCGGGCCUGCUCCAACGCUACCUGGAACAGCAUCCACAAUGGAGUAAUAGCGGUGUUCCAGCGUAAGGGUCUCCCAGACCAUGAACUCUACAACCUCAACGAAGGAGUCAGGCAAUUACUGAAAACAGAACUGGGAUCCUUUUUCACUGAAUAUCUGCAGAAUCAGCUGCUCACAAAAGGAAUGGUGAUCCUAAGGGACAAGAUCCGGUUUUAUGAAGGGCAGAAACUAUUGGAUACCUUAGCUGAAACCUGGGAUUUUUUCUUCAGCGAUGUCCUGCCCAUGCUUCAGGCUAUUUUCUAUCCUGUGCAGGGGAAGGAGCCCUCGGUCCGGCAGCUGGCUCUGCUGCACUUCAGGAAUAUCAUUACCCUCAACAUAAAGCUGGAAGAUGCAUUAUCCCGGUCCAGAGCCAGAGUUCCACCCUCUAUUAUUCAGAUGCUGUUAAUACUCCAGGGGGUCCACGAGUCCAAAGGUGUGACUGAAGAUUACUUGAAGCUGGAAUCCCUGAUCCAGAAGGUCGUGUCUCCUUACUUGGGCACCUACGGUCUGUACUCCAGUGACGGACCCUUCACCCACUCUUCCUGCAUCCUGGAGAAGAGGUUCUUCAGGCGCUCCAAGUCUGGUGAUAUCCUGGCCAAGAACCCCGUGGUGAGGUCCAAGAGCUACAACAACCCUCUGCUGACGCCCGUGGCCGAGUACGAGACGGAGGGCAUGGCCUCCAACGGGACCGGCAUCCGCAGGCACUCCGUGUCCGAAAUGACCUCCUGCCUCGAGCUCCAGGGCUACUCCAACCUCACCACCAUCAUGGACAACGGCUCCAAGAGCUCCGUGACGACCACGAAGAGCUCCGUGUCGGGAGAGCAGGAGAGGCCCAGCACCGGGUCGGUGCAGUGCUCCGGCAAGCUCAGCGCAGCCGAGCAGCAGAAAGGACUCUUCCACCCCGUGGACGACCCACACAGGUCUUUUGAACUGGACAGAGACCCUUCCUUGAUUCCAGUUCCCUCUUCCAGCCCCGAGAACAUAGUGGAUCAGAUUUUGGAGUCGAUCGACUCGGAUUCCGAAGGCAUUUUUAUUGAUUUUGGCCGGGGCUGUGCCAAUUCCUCAGCGUACAACGUGGACGUGAACAGGCAGAGCAUCAUGUGAAGGAGACUGGGAGACAAACCUUGGGUUUUAGUAUUAUAUAUGGAAGUUACUAACACAAGGAGCCAGACUGUGGGCCAGCUGUUUAUUCCAGGGCAGAACCUCUGCUGUAGGUCACCACAGCUCUGCUGAAGUAAAGAAAAACAAGUUUGCAGCAGGCAGGAAUCUGCUGCGAGGGGGGAGAAACUCCAGCCACUUCUCCCUGUCACUCUGCAGUCGGAUUUCCUACUGUCUUUAUGAACUUGGGGGUUCACAAGCUGACAAGUGUCUGGUAAAAAGCUCUCGGUGCAGCCGGCAGUGUUUGUUCAGUAGAACAGCCCAGCAAAUAGCUGUGCUCACUUUUAAUUUUCUAAAGAGAUUUCCUGCAGACGACAGGUUGUUGUUCUCUGUAACACCUCAGCCAGGGUAAAAACGUAUCCUUUAAAAAAAAGAAAACCAACCAAACCAACCCCAGAGGCUGUGGGCCUUUAUACCACAGAAUACAGCGAUAAAGAAGUCUCUUUUAAUCGUUUUCUUGUACAUCUUGUAUGCACUCGUUUGCCUAAUGGUGAAUGAGGGUUCUCGGAGAAAGGCAAAUAAACAGAAAUGUGCUUCCUGAUGU
This is a messenger RNA of Empidonax traillii (willow flycatcher), 2069 nucleotides long. RefSeq names its product proline rich 5 (gene PRR5). Gene Ontology annotation, cellular component: TORC2 complex. The record is from RefSeq and is a predicted model, not a curated record. The transcript is spliced from 10 exons. Gene Ontology annotation, biological process: TORC2 signaling. Lineage: Eukaryota; Metazoa; Chordata; Aves; Passeriformes; Tyrannidae. The coding region runs from base 257 to 1471 and encodes 404 amino acids.